Salvia miltiorrhiza (redroot sage) is the source of this 1246-nucleotide messenger RNA. Its product is annotated as serine/arginine-rich SC35-like splicing factor SCL30A. The record is from RefSeq and is a predicted model, not a curated record. Gene Ontology annotation, molecular function: RNA binding. Gene Ontology annotation, cellular component: cytoplasm; nuclear speck. The transcript has 6 exons. Lineage: Eukaryota; Viridiplantae; Streptophyta; Magnoliopsida; Lamiales; Lamiaceae. The coding region runs from base 204 to 1052 and encodes 282 amino acids. Gene Ontology annotation, biological process: mRNA splicing, via spliceosome.
CAAGUUAAAAACUUUAAAAUAGGGCAAAAAUUUGGUGACGUCAUAGUUUAGACGGAUGUAUUGUCUCCGAGAUCUGCUUAUAAAUUCCCUUUGCCCUAACAUCUCCAAACACUAUUUUACUCUCUCUCUACUUCGCCCGCCGCUUCUCUCUAUCCUCAAAUUCAUUUUUUCUCCUGCUUGAAGGAUUUGUGAAAGUAAUCUAAAUGAGGGGAAGGAGCUACUCACCUUCACCACCAAGAGGUUAUGGAAGAAGAGGAAGGAGCCCUCCAAGAGGGGGAGGAGGACGCUAUGGUAGAGGAGAUAGAGGUGAUGCUCCAACCAGUCUCUUAGUUCGCAACCUUCGCCAUGAUUGCAGGCCAGAAGACUUGAGGAGGCCUUUUGGACAAUUUGGCCCGAUUAAAGACAUUUAUCUUCCUAGGGACUAUUACACUGGUGAUCCUAGAGGUUUUGGGUUUGUUCAAUAUGUGGACCCUGCUGAUGCUGCAGAUGCUAAAUAUCAUAUGGAUGGGCAAAUUCUGCAAGGUCGGGAGCUGACUGUUGUUUUUGCUGAGGAAAAUAGGAAAAAACCAACUGAAAUGAGAGCCCGAGAAAGAGGAAGUAGUAGAGGCAGCAGUAGAGGUCGCGUUUAUGAUAGGAGGAGAUCCCCACCACGCUAUUCUCGAUCUCCGCGGUAUUCAUCCCGAUCACCACCUCCACGUUAUGCAAGGUCUCCAUCACGGGGCCGUGAUUACUACUCUCCUAAGAGAAGAUAUUCAAGGUCUGUUUCCCCUCAUGAGAAAAGGUACAGCAGAGAGAGGUCGUAUUCACGCUCUCCAGCACGGGAACAGUCCCCCCCUCCAUACGAUGGCCCAAGGAAACGCAGUGCAAGUCCAGUGAGAGAUCGAUCGCCAUUUGGAUCAAGAAGCCGCAGCCAAAGUCCAGGUCAAGGUCGGGGCCGCUCUCCAGUUAGAGCUCCUCCACCUGCUCGUAGCCCCAGUCGUAGCAGAAGCAGGAGCCCUUACCCCGCAGACUAUCCGACUGGACCUGUGAGGGAUAGGUCCCCUAGCCAAUGAGCUAUGCCUGCUGUUGCUCCUUGUAAUAUCUGAAACCUUGUGUUAUUAGAUUAUCUAACUAAAUAGGUCGACUUGUGGGAUUCGGACUUCCAUUGUUUCCAAAAUCUGACUGUUUUUCAUAGUUGCUUUCUUGAAUGUGUUGAUGGGAUUUGGAAUGUUUGACGUCGUACAAUGCAUGUUAUGUCUUUGUUUCA